CUACCUAUACAUUUAAGUGCUGGUUUUGCUGGCUCCACCAUUUCAUCGUCCCCGUGAAUCCUCCGGAUACCAUCUUGCAGCCGGGUGUUUCACCAGGAGAAUGCUGGCCCAUGCAGGGACAUCAGGGCCAGGUUGUCAUCAGGUUGCCAGCUGAAAUCCUGCCCGCUUGUGUCACUCUGCGACACGUCGACCCAGAGCUGACUCCAGCUGGCUUCUCCAGCAGCGCCCCGGGAGAAUUUGCUGUCUUUGGACUGGAUGUGGACAGCGAAGAGGAGGUUCCGCUUGGCUCAUUCAGCUUUAAUGUGCGGAAAGCACCCUUACAGACCUUCCUGCUUGAGAAUAAUCAUUCCAGAGCCUUUCGCUACAUCAAGGUUCUGGUGAAGAGCAACUGGGGACAUCCAGAAUACACCUGCAUUUACCGAGUGCAGGUGCAUGGGAAGGUGGUGGAAAAAAUGGCCGUCUGAAAUUGGACUUGUAAGAUCAGAAAUUGGAUAUGGAAGAUCUAAAAUUGAAUAGGGAAGAUCUGAAAUUGAAUAUGGAAGAUCUAAAAUUGAAAAUGAAGAUCUGAAAUUGGAUUUGUGGUCAAAAAAAUAAAGACAUUAACAUCA
Meleagris gallopavo (turkey) is the source of this 608-nucleotide messenger RNA. NCBI's taxonomy places the organism in Eukaryota, Metazoa, Chordata, Aves, Galliformes, Phasianidae. The record is from RefSeq and is a predicted model, not a curated record.